Messenger RNA from Ixodes scapularis (black-legged tick), 3337 nucleotides. It is a transcript of the gene Arp2, whose product is annotated as actin-related protein 2. Gene Ontology annotation, biological process: Arp2/3 complex-mediated actin nucleation. Gene Ontology annotation, cellular component: actin cortical patch; Arp2/3 protein complex. The coding region runs from base 157 to 1347 and encodes 396 amino acids. The record is from RefSeq and is a predicted model, not a curated record. Lineage: Eukaryota; Metazoa; Arthropoda; Arachnida; Ixodida; Ixodidae. The transcript is spliced from 7 exons. Gene Ontology annotation, molecular function: actin filament binding.
GCCAUCUCGAGAGACGCGGAGCAGAUGACUAGCAGACGACAAACGACGCCCUUCCGCUGUUUCCGCGCUCACUUCCGGUUAUGCGAGAAGAGGGUGUGUGUUGGUGUUUUUUAUUCGUCUGGAUGUGUAGCUAGUUUUUAAUCCCCCUUAAUCGUAAUGGAUAGUCAAGGUAAAAAAGUAAUUAUAUGCGACAACGGUACAGGGUUCGUCAAAUGCGGAUAUGCGGGAUCAAAUUUUCCGGCUUUCACAUUCCCGUCGCUCGUGGGAAGGCCCAUCCUACGAGCCGCCCACAAAAUAGGCGACAUCGAGAUAAAGGACGUGAUGGUGGGCGACGAGGCGUCGAAGCUGCGGUCGAUGCUGGAGGUGGAGUACCCGAUGGAGAACGGUAUAGUGCGCAACUGGGAUGACAUGUGCCUGGUGUGGGACUACACCUUCGGGGAGCAGAAGCUGAACAUCGAUCCCGGGGAGUGCAAGGUGCUGCUCACCGAGCCUCCCAUGAACCCGCUCAAGAACCGCGAGCGCAUGAUCGAGGUCAUGUUCGAACGCUACCAGUUCGACAGUGCCUACAUCGCCAUCCAGGCCGUGCUCACCCUCUACGCGCAGGGCCUAUACACGGGGGUGGUGGUGGAUUCCGGCGACGGCGUGACCCACAUCUGCCCGGUCUACGAGGGCUUUGCCCUGAACCACCUGACCCGGCGACUGGACAUUGCCGGCCGGGAUAUCACGCGCUACCUCAUCAAGCUGCUGCUGCUACGUGGCUAUGUGUUCAACCACUCUGCAGACUUUGAGACAGUGCGCAUGAUCAAGGAGAAGCUCUGCUUCGUCAGCUACAACGUGGAGCAGGACCAGAAGUUGGCCCUCGAGACCACCUUCCUCGUAGAGUCCUACACUCUGCCGGACGGGCGCACGAUCAAGCUGGGCGGGGAGCGGUUCGAGGCCCCCGAGGCCCUGUUCCAGCCGCACCUGAUCAACGUGGAGGGCCUGGGCAUGGCGGAGCUGCUCUUCCAGACGAUUCAGAGCGCCGACAUGGACGUGCGCCCCAAGCUCUACAAGCACAUCAUCCUGUCCGGGGGGUCCACCAUGUAUCCCGGUCUGCCGAGCCGCCUUGAGCGAGAGAUCAAGCAGCUCUACCUGGAGCGGGUGCUCCGGGGGGACACGGACAAGCUCAUGAAAUUCAAGAUCCGAAUUGAGGACCCUCCCCGGCGCAAGGACAUGGUGUUCAUUGGCGGCGCCGUCCUGGCUGAAGUGAUGAAGGACAAUCCCAAGUUCUGGAUGUCUCGGCAGGAGUACGAGGAGAAGGGAGUGAGGGUGCUCGACAAGCUGCUCACGGGCACCGCCGGCUUCUAGGGUGCCACCCAGGAACGGCCAGAAUCCCCUGAAGACGCGCCCUUCGACGGUGCACCGGCCACCCGAACCCGUCAGUCGUCGGCGCCAACCCGUCGACUGCACCAACUCCAGGCGCACUAGAGCUUUCUGUCUGUGCGACUCGCAGUGCAGUCGUCAAAGGUUCGUAACAUUCGGGACUGCCUCUUGUGUGCGUCACCUCUUCGGCGUAUCGCUCUGGUGUGACAACGCACACCCCGCCGAAGCUGGCGCCUCGAGGCAACACCACCAAUACUCCAUUUCACUGUACGUUCGGCCGCAGCAGGCUGUACGAGCCACACGGCACGAGACUACGCUUUCUGCGCGUCACGUGCUUCGUUGCGGGUCCCGGAAAGCUCGCACGGCCUUAGAUUGGCUCCGACGGCUCCUGUCAUCCGCUGUGGUUGGAUGUAAGGUGAAACGGGGAAUAGAAUUAUUAAAGCCAGCACACACUAGCAUUGCAACGUCGUCGCGGCGAGAUGGAGCGCAGAUGUGGAUUGGACGAAAGUGCCACGUCGGCGUUCGGCUGGGCUUUGUGUUCAAUCAGUACUUCGAAGGAUGCUCGAUGUCGGGUCCGAUCGUCGAGCCAGCGACAUCCGAACGCGACGACGUUACAUGGGGGUAGUGGAGGUUGUUUGCGAGCUUUUAUUGUUUGAGGGGGUGUUGGGCGAUGUUUCGUCCCGUCGUAUUUGAUCUGUCGGUGACUGCACAAACUGCGUCUGCGAGCAUGCUCGCACCCGCAUCCGUGCGCCGCCGAGCCUGCGUAUUUUUGUAAAACCGUGCAUUCUGUUGUCACCGGCCCAACAACUGUUUGCUGGCAGAUUUGGUAGCGGCGGUUGCGGGACUAGACGGCGUUGGAUGCGGGUUUCGCAUGCAUGGCUCGAGAGAAAAAAUGACUGGCAACUGCCUCCAGAGUUUUGGCUAGCAUUGCUCAUGUCGGUUAGCGGGUUUUUGCGGCGGGGAUGUCGAAGGGCGUUGCUGGUGCGAGAUGAAACGAUGGCGUUUCCAUCUUGCAUUUAAGUCGCGCGGUGGGUUUUUGUGUCGUUCAACGAAGGCCCAGGUGCCCGACUCUUGCCGACACCUUAUUCCAUUACUUAGUUCGUCUUGGGCCUUGAUCCCAAUUUACGCCUAUUUUUAUAUAGAUAUUUUGGGCAACGAAUGCCCAUAAACCACUUUUGGUUUGGCGGCGUUUUAUUGCCGCGUUUUUUUUUUGUCUCCUUUAUUUGUUUGGAAAGCUAGAGAAUUUUCAUUAUGCGAAAGGAAUUUCGUUUUACCGUUUUCUACACUCGGUAGUUACGACCUCUGUCGAUUGCCUUUCUUUGGCCAACUUCUUUUCUUUCUAUAGCCGCUAGUUAGUCAUUGUUUGAUUUUGCGGUGCUUCACGUUGACGUGAAGUCGCUCAAAAGCUCGGUGUGCAAUCCGUCUCUUUUUUGUUUUAAUUUCAAUCUCGUAGUAAUGCAUAUACUGUCUAUUGUCCUCAACUACACCAAACUGUACAUAACCGCGCCACAUUGCACUCUUAGGCGAGGGUCACAUUUGCAGGCAAAUGAACUACGGUAGGCCGCAAAGUUUCGUGCAAGGAAGCGACGAGAAAUAAAAAGAACACCGAUGGCACUCGUGUGUCCGCGUUGUCGAGCGACCGUUGUAACAUAUUGUAUUAUAUAAAGUAACACUAGUAGAGUGAUGUGAUCACCAGAGCGAAGGUUUGUCCGUCUAGGUGAUUGUUGCCCGUUGUUCUAGGCUUCGACAUGCUAGAGCGAGUACCGAUUUCUGGUCAAACCAUUCCUGCGUCGGUUGUGGUUUAGGGCUCCCAGUGUUUGUCGUUAACCACCUUAACUGAAUCGAUUUGUUGUGUGCGGAGCGCCGAAUAUUCUUUUCGAAGGGCGUCCCAUAAAAAUGGACCGGAGUUUUGGGGCCAUUUGCGUGUGUACGUUUUUUUUCCCCUUCAAUAAAUGCCAUCUGUCUGAAUGACAAA